Messenger RNA from Aspergillus pseudoviridinutans, 780 nucleotides. Its product is annotated as mitochondrial 54S ribosomal protein mL57. Gene Ontology annotation, molecular function: ribonuclease III activity; structural constituent of ribosome. The transcript is spliced from 3 exons. Gene Ontology annotation, cellular component: mitochondrial large ribosomal subunit. Lineage: Eukaryota; Fungi; Ascomycota; Eurotiomycetes; Eurotiales; Aspergillaceae. The record is from RefSeq and is a predicted model, not a curated record. Bases 1 to 780 code for a protein of 259 amino acids. Gene Ontology annotation, biological process: mitochondrial translation; RNA processing.
AUGGCAUCUUUGAUACCUGCCCGAGCGGCCAGGACCGCUCUUUGCUCUACAUGUCGCUUCGCCUGUCCCAGCACGACCGUUGUACCUGCUACAAUCAUCGCCAGGCGCGGACUGUCGACAACAACCGAGCAAGCACCAGUCGACACUGCCGAUAAGCCGCGAUGGUCCUAUACUCCUCCAAGCGCAAAGGCUCCCUUCAGUCUGCGAUUCGACUCUAAGAGACGUGAAUUUCCCGUCAAUUCAGACCCGAAAAUUCUCGACCAAUUUUACAUCCGCAUGCUGGGCGCCGAUGGCGACAAGGUUCUCUCGGAGGAGGUAAAGUGGCUGGCUGUGACACAUAAGAGCUUCGAUCAAGGACGGAGAGGCUUUAAUGAUCGCUUGGCUUUCCUAGGGAAACGGAUUGUUCAAUUACAGGCCUCUCUGGCUUUAGUGCAGAACCCCGGAAAUGCCAGCACCUCUACCACUCCUGAUCCUUUCGGUCGCGAACCCUUUGCCCACCCGGCCCUGGACGGCCUGAACAACCUCUCACCUAGUACAAAGAGCUUCCUUACAAGCAAGUCGAAGCUCGCAGAGCUCGCGCAGAAGUACGAGUUACAGAAGGUCCUGAGGUGGAGUCCUCGAAAGCCAAACAACCUCGCCAGCUCUGGAAUCGAACUUGUGCUUGCCCAUACGAUGUAUGCAAUUAUCGGUGCUAUUGCCCUCGAGAAGGGCGGACACGUCGCCAACAAGGUGGCACGAGAGCGGGUAUUAGCACCUCUAGGUCUUAAGACGACAGCUUAA